Messenger RNA from Hemiscyllium ocellatum (epaulette shark), 2314 nucleotides. RefSeq names its product churchill domain containing 1 (gene churc1). The transcript has 4 exons. The record is from RefSeq and is a predicted model, not a curated record. Gene Ontology annotation, biological process: multicellular organism development; positive regulation of DNA-templated transcription; fibroblast growth factor receptor signaling pathway. Lineage: Eukaryota; Metazoa; Chordata; Chondrichthyes; Orectolobiformes; Hemiscylliidae. Gene Ontology annotation, molecular function: zinc ion binding. Bases 102 to 440 code for a protein of 112 amino acids.
UGUGAGGUCAUUCGGCAGCGACGGUGACCGUCUCGAGCCCAGCUUUGGGGGGGGAGGAGGAUGAUUUGAAUUUGAAUUGUACCGGCUUUAACGGCUGCGGGAUGUGCGCGGGCUGCGUUCAGAAGGAGUAUCCCGAGCGGGGGAACACUUGUUUGGAGAAUGGAUCUUUUCUGUUAAAUUAUGUGGGUUGUGCCGAGUGCAGUAAAAGAGACUUUGUGCUCAUUACUAAUCGAACCCAAGAUGAUGAUGAUGGCGAAGAAAUUGUUACAUAUGACCAUGUCUGUCAAAAUUGCCACCAUAUUAUAGCACAACAUGAGUACACAUUCACUGUUGUUGAUGAUUACCAGGAAUACACCAUGUUGUGUAUGUUGUGUGGAAAAGCAGAAGACACGAUCAGUAUAUUGCCGGAUGAUCCUCGGCAGAUGGCCCCUCUUUUCUGAAAGCUCUGUUUCUGCACAAUGCACAACAGGCACUUUAGGGAGUGCAGAAUGGCAAUUCUAGCUGGAGAUAAGAUUUCUAGUUACCGUGCUAAACUGGGAUCAGAUUUUAAAUAAAAACACAGCGGUUAUUUUUUAUUCAUCACUAAAGGAGGUCCAUUAAUGUACUACUCUUUCCAGAAUGAAUAUUGAUUUGCUUUUAUUCUUAUGAAUGCUGCAAUAACCAGCACUGACCUGUAGCUCUACUAUUUCAGAAUGACUUUUGUAGAUUUCAAAUGUAUAAUGUUAGUGAUCUUUCAAGUUGAAGCAAAUGAGUGUUGUCUGAGAGAAAUUAUGCUUUGCUUUAAAUUUCAUUUACAAAGAGUGAUGCAAAACAAAUCUCUACUCUAAUAUUUUUUGUUUCUUGUGAAGACUGGACAUCUUGUUUUUGGCUCAGUCUCUAACAGGUCUGUAGGACAAAAUUUUUCUUUGCUUCUCACAAUUGUUCAUGCAGCAAUUUACAAGGCCACUAAAAAUGUUAGACCUCUGCUGUAGCUGAUUAUGAUAUAAGAACAUAAGAGGUAGGACUAGGAAUAAGAAAUUCAUAAUUUCAAGCCUGUUCCACCAUUUAAUAUGAUUAUGGCUCAUCUUAUCCUGUUGUCAACUCCACUUUUCUGCCACUCUCCAUGACUCUUCAACCAUUAUUCAUUAAAAACUCUCGCCUCCUUAAAUUUACUUAAUUUCCCGGCAUCUGCUGUACUCUGGUGUGAUGAAUUUCACAGAUUCACAACCCUUUGAGGGAAAUAACUUCUGAAUUGCAUCUUUACGUCUCUACUCUUAUACUCAAUUCCUUUAGCAGUAAAUGCUAAAAUUCAUUUUCCUUCCUAUAUUACCUACUGUACCUGAUUGUUAGUUUUCUAUGAUUCAUGCACAAGGACACUCGGAUCCCUCUGCACUAAAGCACUGUGAAGUUUCACUCCAUCAAGUUGCCUUUCUAUUCUUCUGACCAAAAUAGAUAACCUCACAUUUAUUCACAUUAAAUUUCAUCUGCCAGAUUUUGGCCUGUUCACCUAACCUAUCCAUAUACAUUUCUUAUUUAGUCAUUGCAACCUAAAAGCCCGCAUUAGUGAUUGACCAAAUCAAUUUAGAGCACCUUAAAAUUCAGCUAUGUUGUUGCGAUGUUAACCUUUGCUAUAGGUGUUCUGAACUCCAGUUGGUUUAAAGUAAAAAGAUAUUUCGUCUCUCCAUCCUCAGACAGCAUGAAUUUAUUUCAACUUGAAAAUUCACUGAAGCUAGAUUUAAAGUAAGUCACGAGACAAUCUGAAAUGGUACCUUACUCCAGGUAAAGGUUGUGUUGGCAAGAAUAAAUGCCAAUUAACUUUCAUUUUCUAACAGGGUUCAGAUUAUUUAUGCUCCUAGAAAUUUUCAGUAUGCUGGAAGUGACAAAAAAUGUACUGAAGUGAACUGGAAUGUUAUUUCCUUUUUUCAGAAGAUAGUCCUCUAAAUAUGUGUAGCUUGUGGAGAAAGUCACCUUGGGGCUGUUUGAAUGUUUUCUAAAACCUUUUUGGCUUCAUUAAGUAUUCAGUCAUUCAAAGGCACUAAAAAUUUGCAUUGAAAAAUGCUCCCAAAUGUUUAAUUUGGAUUUUCAAGUGUUUAGAAUUUAUGAUCUUGUUUUCACUUCCUUUCCAUUUAAUUAGAUAAUGAUAUGCAGAAAGGGGGUCUCACUGAAGUGCAUCACUGUCAUUUUAUCUGUUUGUUCUUCUGUUCAAUGAAUCAAAAUUUUAUCUUCUGGUGAAAGGCAACUUUACAAUCUGAACCAUCAAGUAUCUCCUAUUUUGAAGUUUAUAUGUUUUCUGGUGACUGUAAUAUUCAUCGAAAUAAAGCCAUGUUUCCAACCA